Molecule: messenger RNA, 1002 nt
Organism: Sungouiella intermedia
Lineage: Eukaryota; Fungi; Ascomycota; Pichiomycetes; Serinales; Metschnikowiaceae
Source: the annotation of a GenBank genome assembly
AUGAGUCGCACUGACCUACAAAACUCAUCUUCCACCGAUUCCAUGUUGAAGCAGCCUGACUUUGACACUUUACGCAAGAAAAAGUUCACAUACCGCCUUUUUGGCGUCGGAAUCUCCCACUCCAAGGCUCCGUUGAUGCACAACUUCCUCUUUGGAAAACUUGGUCUCAAAGACUUCAACUAUGAGAUCAUGGACUCGCUGGACGUCGAUCUCUACCUCCAGUACACGGGAGCCAACAAGGAUGCCACCUGUGAAGACGAGUUGGUUUACAAUGGUUCAGCCGUCACCAUGCCCAACAAGGUGACCAUGACGAAGUACGUGGAUCUCAUUGACGACAAUGCUAAGGCCGUUGGUGCCAUCAACACCAUCUACGUCAGAUUCAGAGAUGGAAAGCCCAUCACCAUCGGAACAAACACAGACACCAUUGGAAUCCGUGAUCUGUUGAAGUUCAAUGCUCCUGUUACCGUGGAAAAGAACAUGGAAUCCAAGAAACCUGGCCUUGUCUAUGGAGGUGGAGGUGCAUGUCGUUCCGCCAUCUACGCCUUGUACGAGUACUUGGGAUGCUCCAAGAUUUACGUGGUUAACAGAUUUCCUGAGGAGGUCCAGGCCAUUGCUGAAGAUAUGAAAGCCAACGGUUUUGCCGGAGAGAUUGUUCCUGUUGAAACUCCAGAACAGGCCGAAAAGUUGGAGAAGCCAGAGUUGGUGGUGUUGACCGUUCCAGACUUCGAGGCUGUCUCCGAACAGGAGAAAUUGGCUCGUGCUACGCUUGAGGUGUUCAUCCAGAGCAAGGACAAGGGUGCUGUGCUUGAGAUGUGUUACCAUCCUCAGGAAAUCACUCGUCUCUAUACUGCGUUUGAGAAUGCUGGAUGGAAGGUUGUUGGAGGUGUGGAAGCCAUGAUUUACCAGGGUUUGGCUCAGCAGGUUCUUUGGACUGGCUACGAGUUAGAUGAGAUGCCUGUCAAGGAGGUUGUGGAGCAUGUGUCCAAGAAUGUUCAUCACUAG